AUGAAGGGCAAAGAGACAGCGCCACGAUCAUACCGAGAUGCAUCUUCAUCAUCUUCAUCUGAAGAUUCUUCCCAUCCAUCUUCGCGACCUUCUGGGCCGAGCAAGAGCAGGUUCGAGCCGCGACCCUCCUACCUCGACCCGGCCGUGGCGUCGCCCCUGCAGCGGUCCGAGUUUCGAGGCUUCUUCAACCUGGUGGCCAUGAUGGCCGCCUUCUACAUCAUCAGCACCAACGUGAGCUUCUUCCUACGCCACGGCACCCUGGUCGGGCUCCGGUCUCUUGUACGCCUCAUCCCGCUCGACAUGCUGCCCGCCUGGUGCGCCCUGGGCGCCGCGCCCUUCUCUGCCUACGCCCUCGAGUGGGCCUGGGUCAGGUGGACGGCCGCCCGACGACGACAGCGACCGGCAGGGCCGCCGCCGCCGCUGUGGCAUACGCUGCAGACCACGAUCUUCCUCACUACGCUCUACCUGCUCGUGGUCGCCUCGGAGUGGCCGGUGGUGCCGAUGGGCACCUUCCUCCUCCACAUGAUCGUGCUCGUCAUGAAGAUGCACUCGUACCUCGUCACCAACGCCGAAUUCGCACUGGCCGCGGCCGCCGACGUAAAGGGCCGGAAGACGGCCAAGACCACCGGCACCAGUGUACAGAAGGAGAAGGGCGAGACUGAUGCUGCGACCACGAAGGAGGGGCUGGUGGCAUACCCCCACAACGUCACGUUCUGGAACUUCUUCUACUUCCUCUGCGCGCCCACCCUCGUCUACGAGCUUAACUACCCGCGCACCGAGCGCGUCAGAUGGGGAUAUGUGACGGAGAAGUGCCUCGCCGCGGUGGGUGUCUUUUCCGUUCUGCAUAUCGUCAUCGACCAGCACAUCACCGCCGUCCUGCUGCGAGCCCCGGUGAUGUCGGUCGUAGAGACAAUCGCGGCGUUGAUCACUCCGUUGCUGUUUUGCCACAUCAUGAUAUUCUACAUUAUGUUCGAGCUGAUCCUCAACGGCAUCGCCGAGGUCCUCUGCUUUGCCGAUCGUCGCUUCUACGACGACUGGUGGAACAGCACCACGUGGGACGAGUACGCCCGCAAAUGGAACAAGCCCGUGCAUGAGUGGUUGCUGCGCCACGUCUACCUGGAGUCGAUCAACACCUACAAGACGUCGCGCUUGCGUGCCACCUUCAUCACCUUCCUCUUAUCCGCCGUCUUGCACGAAACGGUCUUUGCCGUCAUAUUCCGGAUGGUGCGGCCCUACCUCUUCCUCCUGCAGAUGGGCCAGCUGCCGCUCAUCUACCUCGGGCGCAAGCUCAAAAACACGCGGGCGGGCAACUUCUUCUUCUGGUUUGGCCUCAUACUGGGCGUGCCGCUGCUGGCGACGGUCUACUGUCGGGAGUACUACUACGCUCUCUCGCUCAAGGACAACCCCUACAUCGACGCCGACAUCAUCACCUCCUAG
Acanthamoeba castellanii str. Neff is the source of this 1437-nucleotide messenger RNA. RefSeq lists its product as uncharacterized. The coding region runs from base 1 to 1437 and encodes 478 amino acids. The record is from RefSeq and is a predicted model, not a curated record. Lineage: Eukaryota; Discosea; Longamoebia; Acanthamoebidae. Gene Ontology annotation, cellular component: endoplasmic reticulum membrane. The transcript is spliced from 8 exons.